UUCUUUCUCAUGGCAGGUCGAGGAAUGUACCGGUUCUGCUAAGAAAGUAAAAGCAGAAAAAACACCUAUAGCCUAUUCAAAGGCAUAUUUUCUCUAUGGACCGGAGAACGCUAGCUAUUGUCUUUUUUGAUUUGUAAUUAUAGUUGCAUUUUAGAAAAAGUUACUCUUUUGACAGCGUUUUAGAAUCUGUGUAAAAAUGAAUUAUUUAUUGUUCGGCUCCAAGCUGCAAGGCCAUUUCUGUAGCAUACUAAUCGUCAUACAAGCAAUCAUCAUACCAACGACUGUGAGUUCGUUUGCUACCGAAGGCGACUGCACAUGUACUUGGAGUGAAUGGAUGAAUAACAACGACUUCAACCCAACCAAAGCGGAUGACAAUAGUUACGAACAUUUAAGAUAUUACUACACGUUUUGUGAACGGCCAAGCAACAUCGAGUGUCGGAGCACUGACAAUCCAACAAUACCUUUUAAUUUACUGCAACAACAAGAUGUCGAUUGUAAUGUUGAUAUCGGUCUGGUUUGCGUCUCACGACCUUUUAAUCCACAUCUGGAAGAACAGGCCAGGCCGUUUUAUUGCAUGGAUUAUGAAAUUCGUGUUCAAUGCUGUGUGUGUGUUCAGGUAACACAACCAAUCACUACUGCCACGACUAUAGUUGCCCCAACAUCCACAACGAGUACCAAGUUUAUCCCUGUUACUCCCCCAACCACUGCAGCAGUGACCCCCAACGGAAAUCAGGUCGGAUGCGACAAUGGCGAAAAAACAGCAACGACGACUGGCGUACCUGAUCCUGGUACAGAUUCACAAAAUGGAAUUCCGUUGUCGAUUAUAAUCGUGAUAAUAAUCUGCAUCGUUUUAUUGUUGGGUGGCAUCGGAUGUUUCAUUGUUUCAAAAGGACUUUGUCGGAAGAUAAGAGAAAAAGAACAAAAUAACGUUCACGUAAACGUACAGGAGAUGUAUGAGUUCCAACGUCCUAUAACCAUGGAAGAAAUUGAUGCCGCGAGCUCUUACAGUUCUUCGUCUUCGUGUAGAUCGAUAUCAUCUAGUGAGAGAAGUUAUCAAGCACAAAGAGAAAACGAUUUCGAAAACGGAAAACUUGAAUUUGUUCCAUUACAGCACCACCACCCUGAUGUGAUUGCCUCGUCAGGUUAUGACCAAUCGCCUCCGUUGUAUGGAAAACCAGGCGAGCGACGGUGGCUGCCUGAUGAACAUGAGUUGAGUCUUGAAAAACAAGCGGCAAAGGCUGGAAAAAAGUCGAGGUUUAAUCCAAGGUCAUUCUCGCCUGUACAUAAAAGUAUUCCGUACAUGGAUGACGCAUCUGGAGUUUAAAAAUAGAAUCUUGUUAGUUAAAGAGUUGUUUGAGGUAUUAACACAAGUAAUCAGGCUCGCCGUCGAAGUAUGGACAUAAUAUAUACUGAUGGUGUGACAUCAGUAUAUGCUAUGGUAUAUGGAAGAGUACGAAACACGUUGAUGCUGUCUGAGAUGUACUGAGGAAUGCGUAGAAUACCAGGGACUAACAUAGAACUUAAUAUUGUCUGUAGCUGUGGGGUAAGACAGGACACCUUUAACACAUAAUAUCCCAAUAUCCUGAUCGUGUUUUAAACAAGUAACAACUAUUGGAGUCGUGAGGAUACGAUUUUAUAUUUCUUUGA
This is a messenger RNA of Ciona intestinalis (vase tunicate), 1647 nucleotides long. The record is from RefSeq and is a predicted model, not a curated record. NCBI's taxonomy places the organism in Eukaryota, Metazoa, Chordata, Ascidiacea, Phlebobranchia, Cionidae.